Molecule: messenger RNA, 2202 nt
Organism: Symbiodinium natans
Lineage: Eukaryota; Dinophyceae; Suessiales; Symbiodiniaceae
Source: the annotation of a GenBank genome assembly
AUGGUCGUAGUAGAAGAGGACGACGGUGGCUCCGUUGCUGUGACUGACAUGUACUCGCAUGGUUUCGAGCGGCCUAUCCAAGAUAAGCUGCAGAACUGGAAGCUCCAGAGCAUCAGCCGUGUGUGGCUUGACCACGGCACCGACUGUCCGUCUGGGAAUGGCACCUUCAUCACUAAGGCUGUGCUGCGGCGCAUGGCCAAGACCUGCGACGCCGAAGAUGAGGAGCUGGGCCCCGCCUGGAUGCAGAACUACUUCGUGGCGGCCUAUGGCCUCGACCGCCGCAUGCGCUACCACGGCGGCCUGCGGGAGACCACCUCGCAUUACUUCUACCUGCCCGAGCCUAUCCUAGCAUCAGCUGCGCAGGGCGUCGCGGUGGACCUUCUGAGCCCGACCCUUCAGGUACCAGCGGGGCAGACGAACCUGUGCUACAUCAAAGUGCAAGUGCCCUGCAGGAUGCGGGUCCACGCAUGGCAGGUGCUGAACGUCACAAAUCUGCACCACAUGCACCUGGGGCCCUUGGAGCCCGAGCUGGACUUUGCGGAGGCGUACCAGUGCUCCAGCUACAGCCCAGGCGCUGUGUCGCUGUCCUGGGGCCUGGGCGAUUCCAAGAAGGUGCUGCCCAACAGCCUCUUUAUCGAGCUCGAAGCCGGCACCUACGUCUUGGAGGCGCACUUCGAGAACUUCCGGCAUGAGGCCUUCGAGAUCCAGACGGGCUUCCGUUUGUGGGUCAGUGAGGAGACUUGGGGACAGGCAGAGCAGGCCAUCGAGAUCUCCAGGCUGGAUGGGCGGUGGCAGGACCUCUUGCCGGCGGGACACUUCGUGGAGAAAAGCUUCGUGCUCCCCGUGCCCUGCACCAGCCAGAUCCCGCUUCACGGGGUCACAGUUGUGGGAGCCCUGGCGCACAUGCACUACGCAGGCGCCUCCUUCAGAGCAUACAGAACCCGCGGUGGCCGCACGGACCUGAUCUUCGAGCAGCGGGGCUACGACUUCAACCGCCAGGCCGUCAUCUACAAACCUUUCAAGCUCCUGCGCGGCGACGUCAUCUCUUGGACGUGUACCUUCGACCUACGGCGCUUCCAGACCUCCAAGUCCUGGGGCCUCACCUCCGAGGACGAGAUGUGCGAGCUCUUCCUGGCCGCCAACCCGCCACUGCCCUUCGCGCGGGCCGUUGUGGGCAUUCCGGCUGCCGGGCGCGAGUUCGCCGUCUGCAGCAAGGAGGCCUGUUUUGACAUGGAGAAGUGCUCCGAAGUGGCGGCCGACAGCCCAGAUUUUUACGAAGUCGCAGAAGCCCCGGCCAUGGAGGAGCGAGGCCCCUCACGAGAGCUGUGCCAGCUCCUAGUGGACGCGGAGGCGGCCCCACCACCCAACAACUGGGCUUGGCCAUCGAGCCUGGUGCUCCAGCUGGCCGCCACGGCCGUCGGCCACACAGCGCUGGCUUCCUGGUACCGGCGGAUGCACCGGGUGGACUCUGAGGCCGAAGUCCUCAAGAGGUCCCUGAACCUUCUCGCUGCCUUGGUCGGGACUGGUCUGGGUGUGGUCAUUGCGUCGCACCCCGAGUGGUUCCUGUCCGAGCAUGUGCGGGUCUACAGCGUGGAUGAGGCCAUAGGGAGCUCCUUUUGGCCCCUCAGCUACUCGGCUGACAUUGUGGGGGUCGUGUACCUCUAUGAGUUGGUGGUCAGGGGCGCAACGAACAACCUGCGGUGGCACCUGGCAGUGCACCAUGGGGCCACCGUGACGAUCAUUGGCUUGCUGAGGAACGCAUUCGCCUUCGACCACGCGCCACAGUUCUAUGCCGGAAUCUCGGCCAGCUUGCUGCUCCAUGUCGUCGCGGAUGUUCCGGUGCUGCUGAUUUUUGCUCUGCGCAGCGGUGCCUCCGAAGCGGGACGGAAGUGCCUGAACAGGACCCUGUUUCAUGCCGCUCUGCUGAAGCUCGGCAUGCACAUGAGCAUCAACGCCUUGUCCCUGUGGCUCUUUUACGUGGACCAGGGUGGGGCCUUCCACCUUGCGCGGGUUUCUUUUGCCGCCUGGUUCAAGCAGACCUACAAUGAAGCUCGCCCACUUGCGAUCGAUGGAGCCUUGCGGUUCGAUUGGACCAUGUUGCUGCAGAGCUGCUUGCCGAUACUCAUCGGAGUGCUUUUCGUGACGCAGAUCUGGACCACGGUGGUGCUGUGGCGCAUCGCGUCCGCCUUCCGCGAGAAGUGA